UAUUGGAUUGACAGGUCCAUCCUUCUCAUGAGAAGUAUCUAAAUAAGAUGAUUGAUAUGUAUGAUGAGAUGUCUUUGGUGGUUGGGAGAGAUAUGGCUACCGGAAGCUUUGCUAAGCAGCUCGGAGAUGUUGAUGUAACGGAAGUUGACUCCUCACCCAUUGAUUUAGACGAUGACUUUGAUGAGUUGAUGAAGGGAUCAAAAACAUCUUCAUCUACCGUGCCUUCGGAAAAGAGGGCCCACAAAAGACGAAGAUGUUCCGACAAUGAUGAUAAAUAUGCUCCAUUUUCAAAACAACUUGGAGAGAUGGCAUUGGCGAUUAAAUCACUGGGUCAAGGCGGCGUCAAUUACUCUCAACUGUACAAUGAGGUGAUGAAGGUGGAUGGUUAUGAUGAAGUUUCCCUUGGUUCGGUUUUUGAUUACCUAGUUGAGAAUGAAAAAAUUGGAAAAGCAUUCAUGGUGAAGAGUGUGACUCUUAAGAAAGUGUGGAUUGAUAAAUUUCUAGCCAAAGGAGAACAAUGA
Molecule: messenger RNA, 521 nt
Organism: Syzygium oleosum
Lineage: Eukaryota; Viridiplantae; Streptophyta; Magnoliopsida; Myrtales; Myrtaceae
Exons: 1
Coding region: 48-521 (157 amino acids)
Molecular function (GO): DNA binding
Source: RefSeq, a predicted model, not a curated record